Molecule: messenger RNA, 315 nt
Organism: Eptesicus fuscus (big brown bat)
Lineage: Eukaryota; Metazoa; Chordata; Mammalia; Chiroptera; Vespertilionidae
Product: T-cell leukemia/lymphoma protein 1A-like
Exons: 1
Coding region: 1-315 (104 amino acids)
Biological process (GO): positive regulation of peptidyl-serine phosphorylation
Molecular function (GO): protein serine/threonine kinase activator activity
Source: RefSeq, a predicted model, not a curated record
AUGGCCAUCCUCUCGCACCCGGAGCGCCUGAGCAUCCGUGGGCCCUCCGUGUACGAGGACCAGGCCCGGCGCACGUGGCUGCCCCUGGUCACGGCCACGGGAGGCCUCCUGCAGGUCCGGCUGCGCCAGGUGGACGUCCCCCCUGGACACAUCGUCCUUCCCAGCCCGCUGCCCCCCACCAGCAUGCCUUGGGGGUGGGCGCUGCACCCCGGUGGCCGGUACCUCGACGCCAUGGGCCAGUUCUGGCGCAUCGUGAGCCACGUCGGGGCGGACGGCCGGGAGGAGAUGGUCCUGGAGCUGCUGCCAGGCCCGUAG